AUGAAGGAAAAAUCCUAUGCCCGACUUGCCGCAGUCAAACCUUUCCAAGUAUUAUUGUCCGCAGAAAGCAUUAGACAAGUGUACCUCAACUCAUCAACCCAAUCUGCUUCCUACUCAGAAAAUAUUGAGAGCCUUAAAAAACUCCUGGAGGUAACCAUCGGGGAGAAGGAUACUGCACUAGUCGAGCUGGCCACCUUCCGGGAGCGCGAAGCAACGUGGAGUAGACUCCUCAAGGAAGCAAUCAAUCGCAACGAAAGGAAGAACAACGCUACUUUAGAUCUCAAAUUACAAAUCGAUGUUCUACAGCGUAAAUGUGAGGAAUAUGCUUCUCGGGAUGCGGUUGCACAGCGUGUUGUUAAAAACCUGCAAGCGGUGAAUGCAUCGCAAGCUAAAAAAAUCGAGCAGCUCAAUCAGGAGUCGGAUACCUUGAAAAAUCUGAUGAAGGACAUUCAAGACGAGAAUGAGAAGCGGAAGGAAGAACUGGAGGAUCUUGUCACCGCUCAGUCAAGGGUAAUUGAGAGGAUGAAAAGGGACGUUGAGAAAUCACAGACAAGUCCACAAAGUAUGAAGCCAAACUCGGGUUCCAGAACUGGUCACAAAGUUCAGAUAUCCAGAAAUAUUGGACAAGUACCUCGUGGACCACGUAUAUCCGGUGAUAUUUUUCCUGCAGGAAGCUCUGGCAACUCAGGAGCAGACUUGCAAACGAUACCGGAAUUCAAGAAACGUGAUGGGUGGCUGAUGAUUCCAGACGAAGUGGAAGCACAAGGCCGUUCUUGGCUGUUAGAGCACUGGUUGACAACACAAGACGACGCUUUGCCCGAGAAAGGAGAACCCAUACAAGUGGAACAGGUCUGA
This is a messenger RNA of Psilocybe cubensis, 855 nucleotides long. RefSeq lists its product as uncharacterized. The transcript has 3 exons. NCBI's taxonomy places the organism in Eukaryota, Fungi, Basidiomycota, Agaricomycetes, Agaricales, Agrocybaceae. The record is from RefSeq and is a predicted model, not a curated record. Bases 1 to 855 code for a protein of 284 amino acids.